AUGACUGGACCUAUCCCCAUAUCUUGGGCAUUAGGUAGGAUGUUGAAUAUUUCUACAAGAUCUUGGGCAGUAGGACCUCCCGUGCUAGCAGUUGCACCAUUUGUGAAGAUAGGCAUGCACCUUGAGGUGAAGUUUGUGAGUUGGUGUUCUAAAGAUGCACCAAUUUUGAAGUUCAAGAUCAUGGGCUACAAGAAUGAACGCCGGGUUGGAGUAGUUUCCAUAGGCCUUCUUGAGUUUGAGAUUAGCUUCUUUAUUCUUCCAAAUAGUAUCUUGUUGGUUUCACCCUCUUUGGUGAUACCCUGCUCAAUUCUGGUCAACAUAGAUAUGACUUAA
Messenger RNA from Lactuca saligna, 333 nucleotides. The record is from the annotation of a GenBank genome assembly. Lineage: Eukaryota; Viridiplantae; Streptophyta; Magnoliopsida; Asterales; Asteraceae.